This is a messenger RNA of Cuscuta campestris, 2895 nucleotides long. The record is from the annotation of a GenBank genome assembly. Lineage: Eukaryota; Viridiplantae; Streptophyta; Magnoliopsida; Solanales; Convolvulaceae.
CUAAAAUGUAAUCCUAAAAUCAGCAAAUGUUUUCCGUAGGACUGCAGGAGACUGUAUUUUCGUUUUGCUCGCAACCUAGGGAAAUCCUAGUGUUUUUCUUUCUUAUUACUCCGGGGUAUUACUCGCAAGGGGAAGUUAGUCUGCCGGCGGCAGAAACCUCCGUCGGAGUUCUACGAUUCCGAUGGACACACUUGUAAAGCUUGAUACUGCAGUACUGCAGCAUCAAAAUCAAAAGCUUUCACAAAAGUUGGAAGUUCAGAAGAUUGAGAUUGCGGGUCUCGAGGAUAAAAUUGCCAAAAAAAGAGAGAAACAAGCACCAUAUGAUAGCACUUUGGAAUUAGUCCAAAUUUCAUGGAAAGAGCUGGUUGAUGAGCUGGAUACACGCACACUUCGCUUAAAGGAUUUAGCUGUUCACCUAAAGGAUUUGACAGAUUGUAAACAGCCAUUGACUGAAGAAGAUGAUUCUUCACCAGCUGGCAAUGAAGCAUUUUUGAAUGCGCUAUUACAAGUGCAUGAAAAUGAUGGAACCUCAGAAGGCAAGAAAAUAGAUGAUGACAAGACAAUCGACGUAGUGUCCAAUGCAAUUGCAGCUCUGGAUGGCCUCUGGCUUAUAAAGGAUAGGUUGUAUACCACACUUCUCAAGUCACUUUCAGAUGAUGGAUCGAUCCCAGCAGAAUCAUCCCAUGAUUUGCUGAUGGAAGUUAAAACCCUAAGACAUGCUGUGAAUGAACUCCACGUGAAGCACAGAACAUUUGCAGGCGUAUUGCAGAGUCGUGGAGACACGGAUGCAAAGAAUGAAGCUGAGCUUAAGCGUGUAAGAGGUGAGUUACAGAAAACAAUUGCUGAUUUGGAAGAGAGUAAUAGAAAGUUGGCAAUUCUAAAAGAAGAGAAAGAGGUCACAAAGGGGACAUUCUUCCCAGUCCUGAGCGUUGUUAAUAAACCUGUAGCUGGUGACAGAGUCAGAGAUAAGCAGAAAGAUAUGCAAGACAUGGAGUCAACCCUAAAAGAGUUGUUGGACCAAUCCUCAUUUCGACUGUUCGAACUCAAUCAUCUUCACCAAGAAAGGAUUGAAAUAUUGAAGGAAUUGUCUAAUUUGCAGAACAUGUUAAAGAACGUUAAGUGCAUAUGCUCUUCGCAUGCUUAUGUCCUAGUCAAAGAACAGCUUGCUAAGACCAAGGCAGAUUUAGCUCAGUAUCAAUCAAUGUACACGAAAGUACAGGUUGAAAAAGACAAUCUCUCUUGGAAGGAAAAAGAGAUGAGUUUGAAAAAUGACAUACUUGAUGUUUUGCACCAUUCCUCUGCUGUUGCUGAUUCCAGAAUAAAAGAGCUUGAAAUGGAGAUAAAGAAACACAAACAUGAAAGGAAUCUGAUUGAGAUGAGGCUGGAAGAAGCAUCUAGAGAACCCGGCAGGAAAGAAAUCAUUUCUGAAUUCAAAGCGUUGGUUUCUUCAUUUCCAGAAGAAAUGGGUAGUAUGCAGAAUCUAUUAAGCAAAUACAAAGAAACUGCUGCAAAUGUACAUUCUUUGCGUGCUGAUGUUCAGUCUCUUUCCAAUAUUCUUAACCAGAAGGUUAACGAGUUGGAAAAAUUAUCUGCCUUGUCUGCUGCCCAGGAAACUGAAAUGUUGCAGUUGCAGACCGUAGUUCAAGACUUGAAAGAGAGUGAUAUGGAGUUGGAUCUCUUCCUGGAAAUGUUCAGGCGUGAAUCCCCAUUUACCAGGGAUGUUCUUGAAGCUAGGGACUCUGAGUACAAGGCAUGGGCUUCUGUUCAGAAGCUGAAAACUUCUCUUGAUGAGCACAUUUUGGAAUCUCGAGUAAAAACUGCAAUUGAAGCUGAGGCUCAAUCGCAGCAAAAGCUUGCUGCUACUGAAGCUGAGAUUGCUGAGUUGAGACAGAAGUUGGAGGCUUCUAAAAGGGAAAAAUCCAAUUUUUCUGAAUCUUUGAAAUCGAAACACGAAGAGACUGAGGCCUACCUUUCUGAAAUUGAGACUAUUGGGCAGGCCUAUGAUGAUAUGCAAACUCAAAAUCAACAACUUUUGCAGCAAAUCACAGAGAGGGAUGAGUAUAACAUUAAGCUUGUUAUAGAUGGAAUUAAGGCAAGACAACAGCAGGAUUCUUCCAUAUCGGAAAAUCAAUCCCUGGAGAAAACAAUUCAAGAAACCAAUGCACUUUGCAGCUUCUAUGAGCUGAAAACUGCCAAAAUUGAUGACCAGUUAAGAGGAUGCUCAGAGCAAGCCCAAAGACUUGCAGAAGACAGAGUUCAAAAUAGAGCUGCUUUGGAAAGUGCACAGAUGAGACUAAUAGAUGUGAGAAAAGCAUCCCAGCAACAGCGAGAGGCGCUUGAAGAACUGCAGUCCAAGGUGGAUAAAAGUCGAAUUCAUCUGUCUGAUCUGCAGAUAGAUCUAGAGAAAGAAAGAUUUGAAAGGAAAAGGGCAGAAGAGGAAGUAGAAGCCAUUAGGAGAAAGAUUACACGUCUAAGGUCAGAAAUUGAGGGAUCAUCCGUAAUCCAAAAGCAUCGACAGAUGCUAAAGAAAUACAAGGAAAUACUCAACUGUGGUGUAUGCCACGACAGGCGUAAGGAGGUUGUCGUCACAAAAUGCUACCAUCUGUUCUGCAAUCCUUGCGUCCUAAAACUCAUCGAAUCGCGUAAUCGUAAAUGCCCGUUUUGUGCAACCACCUUUACAGCUAAUGAUGUGAAGCCUGUUUACAUAUGAUAGAUAUAGCAUGCUGAAUGUCUUAGGCUUUGCUACAUUGUUUUUAUUUUUUGUCUGGAACAAUACUGAUUUUGUAGGAUCUCUGUCUGUAUUCAGAACCUGUAUACAUAUGAUAGAUGUAUUUGCUUGUUAGCUCAAACUGUACUGCAAGACCACCAACGCUUCUGUCAGGAACUCCUAUCUUC